This is a messenger RNA of Macrosteles quadrilineatus (aster leafhopper), 4778 nucleotides long. Its product is annotated as vesicular inhibitory amino acid transporter-like. Gene Ontology annotation, molecular function: amino acid transmembrane transporter activity. Gene Ontology annotation, biological process: amino acid transmembrane transport. Bases 198 to 1760 code for a protein of 520 amino acids. Gene Ontology annotation, cellular component: vacuolar membrane. The transcript has 3 exons. Lineage: Eukaryota; Metazoa; Arthropoda; Insecta; Hemiptera; Cicadellidae. The record is from RefSeq and is a predicted model, not a curated record.
GAUCCGCCCUGGCUCCGACCGGACCAUCUCUUCACCAAAUUUUCCGUUUCUUCUUUUCCGUUCAAAGCAGUUAAGUGAUCGAUAUUUUUGUUUGUCGGAGUCGGGGUCGAUGUCUAGAAGUCAAUUCAAUGUCGGGAGUGCCUAAACGCGCGAGUGUGUGUCCAAACGGGAAGUUCACAAGGUCGUAGAAUCAGAGGAUGGCGUACUUCAAGGGAGUGUACAUCCCGCCGUGGAAGGCGGCAGUGAACGUAGCAUGGGAGACGGUAAAGAGUCAACUACCAGAGAAGAGUCGGCUGGUGCGACGGGCGCAGACGGAGAUGUCGACGAUGCCCGCGUCAGACUACGGCACGGAGACCCUGGGGGGCGUGGCCGAGGAUGGGUUCACAGGCCAGGAGGACGGGCACGCUGGAGGCUACGCGUCCAUGGACGCCCGUGAGAGCUACCAGAAGUCCCGGGGGGCGACGAUGAGUAUGGCCAGCGGUGGCAGCUUCGACGAGUUCGGCGGGGGCGAGGGCCGCAGUCGUCAUAAGAUCAAUGAGUGGCAGGCUGCAUGGAACGUCACCAAUGCUAUACAGGGAAUGUUCAUCGUGAACCUACCAUUCGCGGUGUUACGAGGUGGAUACUGGGCCAUCCUAGCAAUGGUAGGCAUCGCAUACAUCUGCUGCUACACUGGCAAGAUCCUGGUGGAGUGUCUAUACGAGGAGGACGCCGUGACGGGGGAGAGGGUGCGAGUCAGAGACAGCUACGUGUCCAUUGCUAGAGUCUGCUUCGGGGAGACCUGGGGUGGCAGAGCCGUCAACUGUGCUCAGAUGAUCGAGCUAUUGAUGACAUGCAUCCUGUAUGUGGUCGUCUGUGGAGAUCUGAUGAUAGGGACGUUCCCAGACGGAGCGCUGGACAUCCGCAGCUGGAUGAUGCUUAUCGGCAUCUUGCUCAUACCUCUGGGCUUUCUCAAGUCACUGCAUCACGUGUCAAUGCUGAGCUUCUGGUGCACCAUGUCCCACAUCGCCAUCAACAUCGUCAUCCUCGGCUACUGUCUGCUGGACCUACCCGAGUGGGGCUGGGGAAAGGUCAAGUGGACCCUAGACUUCGAGAACUUCCCCAUCUCCUUGGGAGUGAUCGUGUUUUCAUACACGUCUCAGAUCUUCCUUCCCACUCUGGAGGGUAACCUCAUCGACCGGUCCAAGUUUGAGUGGAUGCUCGACUGGAGCCACAUCGCCGCCGCAAUCUUCAAGUCCAUUUUUGGAUACGUUUGCUUCCUGACCUUCCAGAACGACACACAGCAAGUCAUCACCAACAACCUUCCGUCAGCGGGGUUCCGCGGUAUGGUCAAUUUCAUCCUCGUCGUCAAAGCACUUCUCUCCUACCCGUUGCCGUACUAUGCCGCCUGCGACAUCCUGGAGAAGACGUUCUUCAAAGGGAAGCCGGAGACGAUGUUCCCGUCGAUAUGGCACUUGGACGGAGAGCUGAGAGUGUGGGGGUUGGCGUUCAGAGUGGGAAUCGUGUUUGGCACGAUCAUGAUGGCAAUUUCCAUCCCUCACUUCGCGAUCCUGAUGGGUCUGAUCGGUAGCUUCACAGGCACAAUGUUAUCAUUCGUGUGGCCCUGUUACUUCCACCUGAAGCUGAAGGGGCACACCCUAGACUGGGGCACCGUCGCCUACGACUGCUUCGUCAUCUUCCUCGGCUGUCUCUUCGGCGUCAUGGGCGUCUACGACUCCGGCAGCGCUAUGAUCAAAGCCUUCCAAAUCGGCCUACCGUUUUAAACCCCAGCGCGCGACGCGGCGUAAGAUAACGUUUGUAAACAAAGUCUUCCAUUAAAAUUGUAUAUUGUAAUAUAACGAAGUCUUCCAUGACGUGUGCUUAUCAAGUAAACUUGUCUUCCAUAAAACAAAUAUUUGUUUAAAGAAUUUGCUAUCGCUACAAACGAUGUGAUAAAGUUAGUUUGUUUAGAAACAUUGAGGCUAGCACGUACUAGAAAUAGUUCAAUACUCAAUUAAUCAUAUAAGUUAAAUUAUAAAAUGUUAAGUCUCAAUCAAAGAGUAGCCGAUAUACGAGGAGUGAAAUUAUUUUAGUUUUAAAAUAUUUACAUUUAUAAACCGACGGAAAAUUUGAUAAUGUAGCCAAAUUAUCAAUAUUAUAAAACCCGUAGUAGGUAGAGUACUCUAACAUUUUUAUCAUCCUCAAUCACUCUGUAAAACUUGUAUUAAGAAUUAUAAUCAAAUUGCAUACAAAAGUCAAAUUGCAAAAAUUGAGAGAAUUAAAUUUAGAGUAAACAAAUGAGUACUAAUGAAUGAACAAAUUAGAUAGAUAGACCAUAACCAAAAUAGUUAUUUCCUUUGUAAAUACAGUUUUAGAUGUGCGAUUUAUAUGUGUUAGGAACUACUUUCGAAAGUUACGUAAAAUAUACUAGAGCGGAUGAAAAAUUCUAAAAUAUCUAUCACAAAAAGUGUAUAUUUAAGAUUAAUUUGGGUAUACACUUAAGCGAAGUUUGAAGGAAACUAUCGAUCAUAUAAACUGUUGGUUCAUUAUAUCAACAGAAAAAUGUCUUCCAAAGAGUGAGCAUACUCAAAUUCGUCUGUCUGUUUGUUUCAUAACUGUGCGCUUAAAAUUAUAAAAGUGUUUGUUAUUAAUUUGUCUAAACAGUUUUUGAAGUAGUAGUUUGGCUUGACAAUACAAUUUCUGAUGCUACGUAUGUUUAUUUGGCACAGACGUGAGGUAUUGUAAUGUUAAUUAGUUUUAGAAGAACACAUUCGACGAAAUGUUUCACUUGUUGACGAUUUAUACCCAAAGAAGAAUGUAUUACUUAUAUGUUUCUUUAGUCACAUUAUUUACUUUAUUACUGAUUAAGAAAAAAAUUGUUCCAUUGAUAUAAACAUUAUGUAACCUAGGCGAAUAAAAUAAAAUAUUAAUUUUCAUGAUAACUAGAACAUUACACGGUAAUAAUUUUUUAAGAAAUGUAAAGGGAUAUUUGUUUAGUGAAGUUUGCUGAAAGUUGUAGUUAUGUGGCUGGAUCUAUGAAAAUUCUUAAAAUUUCGGAUGUUAUUUUAUAGAUUCUCAACAUUUUAUAUACUUGGCCUUUCUGUGUCUAUAUUAUAAGCUUGCAACCUCAAGAUCAAUUACAGAAAAAGAAGCUUGAACAGUAAGCAAUAUCCGAUGCAUUAAAAAUGAGCGAACCCCGCUCUCCAUAUCUCUCGUUGGUGUUUAAAUUUUAUAACAUUAAGUAAUUUAUUUUUAUAUUUAUUGAGCUAAGAUCAUAAUUUGUAAUCGAUCGAUUGAGUGAUUUUUGGUAUGAUUAGAGGACUGAUAAUGUAUAUUUUUAUCACGAACAAAUUAAUUAAAAAUCAUAUUUUUUAUUUGUAUACGUAAUUUGAGGAUAAGUAUUAUAACGUUAGUAUAUUUCAGCAUGUACAAUAAACCCUCUUUAAACUGGACUGAUUUGUUUUCCAGAAUUUCCAGGUUGUUCGUAAACAUUUUAGUCCUGGACUAAGAUAAUCGAAGAAAAACAGUUUCGGAACCAUUUCUGACACUUCUCUAUGCAGGUUGAUUGAUAUAAAAGUGCCAGCUAUCUAUUCGAAUUAUAAAAAAUAGGGUCUUCCAUAAGAAAAAUUAAAGUUUGUGGCCAUAUUGGAAAAAUUGUGGCUAAAAUUAUGUUUUCAACUUGACCAAAAUUUUUUAAAUAAAAAUCUAAGGCAGUCACUGUUAAACAACAAUUUAACAGCUGGCACACUUCAAUCACCCUGUAUAAUGAAACUAUGAAGUGAAAAAGCUUGAAUCAAGUAUUCCCUUCCCGCAACAUUGCACUCAAACGGGCAAUAACAGCUGUCGGACUAAAAAUCAUGUCGAGCAACCAAACGCUUAGUUUACAGUGGCGAAUUCUUGGAUAUAUGAAAUCUUUAUAAACCACUGUCGGUCUAGGUUGAGCCGUUUCAGAUAACCGGAUUAACAAGGUUUUAUUUUCAAAAUGAUUUUUAACGAGUUUUACGCAUAUUUUUAUGACCUCUUCAACUUUUUGUUGACUAUGAGUUGAUCAUAUCAAAUUUAAGCUUCAGUUGCUAUAUUUUUUAGAAUUAAAAGUGUUAUCUGUGAAACAUUAAAAAUAUAUAUUGUUGAUGAAAUUUUACAAACAAAAACUUAUGUCAAGACAUUUUUUUUAAGUGUUUAUGGUAAAGUUUUAUAAUGUUUUAAAUAGAUAGUGACGUAGAAUUACAAGGUCUGCAUAUGUAGUAUAAUUAAGAUGUCACCUUUUUAACACACGACAAAAAUUACUGGUGGAAUGAUCUGUAUUAAAAUGGAUCAAAUAUUAACCUUUUUGACCACUUAUCAAAAUGAGCAUGAUAGUAUAAUAGAUAAAUUUGCAGUAAUUGUGGUUAAAUAAAUUCCAUAAAUCCUAUUUUGUUUUGAGACUAAGACAUGCACAUAUUUACAAGAAUGACAAUAGCUAAUCAUGUAUGUAGUUGACAAAAUGAUAGUCCAUUGUAGAUUAUAAUUUAUUGGAUUUUAUUAAGUGGAACCCAUAAAUUUGUUUAAGGAAAACCACUUUGUAUGCUGUAACAGUAUCUGGUUUUAGUACGAAAUCAUUUGCAUUGAACCCGGAAAGUGUUAGUCCUUUCUGAUACUUUUUUUUGGUCAAGUGAAAACCAAAUCUAAGAGCGUUCUUGACUCGAACCAGGUUGGAUAUUUUUUGAGUAAUUUAAAGUGUUUAGAUCUGUUGCUAGGCUAGUGUAGACUGUAUGAGUGUUGUUCUUGUUGUUAUAUAUGUAUUAUACUGGUUAGAGCGCACU